Molecule: messenger RNA, 869 nt
Organism: Ceratotherium simum simum (southern white rhinoceros)
Lineage: Eukaryota; Metazoa; Chordata; Mammalia; Perissodactyla; Rhinocerotidae
Gene: GSTO1
Product: glutathione S-transferase omega 1
Biological process (GO): glutathione metabolic process; L-ascorbic acid metabolic process
Cellular component (GO): cytoplasm
Molecular function (GO): glutathione transferase activity; glutathione dehydrogenase (ascorbate) activity
Source: RefSeq, a predicted model, not a curated record
AGGGGCGACCCGCUUCCUAAGUUGCCUGCAGACUCCGGGCGCGAGCUCAGUUUGCGCUGCGCCGCGAUGUCCGGAGCGUCGGCCAGGAGCCUGGGGAAGGGAAGCCCGCCCCCGGGGCCUGUCCCCGAGGGCGUGAUCCGCCUGUACAGCAUGAGGUUCUGCCCGUUCGCCGAGAUGACCCUCCUGGCCCUGAACGCCAAGGGAAUCCGGCAUGAAGUCAUCAACAUCAACCUGAAAAACAAGCCUGAUUGGUUCUUUGAGAAGAAUCCCUUGGGUCUGGUGCCAGUUCUGGAAAACAGCAAGGGUCAACUGAUCUACGAAUCUGCCAUCACCUGUGACUACCUGGAUGAAGCAUAUCCAGGGAAGAAGCUGUGGCCAGAUGACCCCUAUGAGAAGGCUCGCCAAAAGAUUAUUGUUGCGUUAUCUUCUCAGAUACCACCUUUGCUAAUACGCUUUCUUAGAGGGCAAAAUAAGGAAAACUUCGCUGGCGAUAAAGAAGAACUGCGUAAACAAUUCAGCAAGCUAGAGGAGGUUCUGACCAAGAAGAAGACAACCUUCUUUGGUGGCAGUUCCAUUUCUAUGGUUGAUUACCUCCUCUGGCCCUGGUUUGAACGGCUGGAAGUAGUGGAGCUAAAUGACUGUGUAGACCACGCUCCAAAACUUAAGCUCUGGAUGGCAGCCAUGAGGGAAGAUCCCAUAGCAUCACUCCUCAUUACUGAUGCGAAGACCCUUCGAGGUUUCUUAGAUCUCUACUUGCAGAACAGCCCUGAGGCCUGUGACUAUGGGCUCUGAUGGGGGCAGGAGUCAGCAAUGAAAAUAUGUCUGAUAUUUUCCUUCACUAAAAUGAAUAACAACAUGCUUUUAUUUUA